UUUGUUUUGAUUUGAGGUAAGAAUAAUUAAGUAUCACACUUGUUCGAUGGAUCAGUGAUAAUUAGAUUAUGUUUGUAAUCAAUGGAGUACGUGGUCCUUAAAUAAAUUACAUCACAACGUAAUCUUACGGAAUAAGAUCAAGAUUGACAAAGAUUUGAAGAUAAGCAACAACAAGGAAAAUCCAGAUAAAGAAGUCGAGACGGAAACUCGAAAUUAUGUAGAAACUACAGAGAAAUGUCACGACUUAACCUUAUUUGGGUCAUCACGCUGACCGUCACGCCGCGCCGUAGCUGGUCGCGGCGCUUUCUAGAACUACUCGGCACGCUGAACGGUGAUUGGCCGAGCCGGGCGGCCAUCGCAGCGCCGCGGAUGCGCGCGACUACGGCGGACCGCGUUUAAUUUCUGACGUAUUUAUCGGCUGCGUGGGAACCGCGGAGAAAAAUUGAGGGAAAAGGAUGAUGGGUCGCACGGCGGGAUGCGUGCGACAGGCGCGUCGGCCGCGUACGGCGAUACCGUCCGCGUUUCUCCAGCGAGGGUUCUCCGCAUUCGGGGAAACGCGGCGCGCGAUCGCGAGCCGUGAGGAGCGGCGGCGCGGCCUCCCGUCGCGGCGCCCCGCGGAUUUUUCCUGGACCCGCGCGCGAGAUUUUAUUCUGCGCAUGGAAAGCAAUUUUGCCCAAUCAUAAAUAGGGCUAUUGUGGGGGGAUGGUUGUAUGCCCGUGGCGCAUUUCAUACAUCCGAGUGUAAUGGUAACCAGAUAGAAAGGCGCCGCGCGCGGGGACCAUCGGCCGGCGUUAACACCCGCGUGGGAGGCGAUGUUGAGCCGCUACGAGCGUGAACUUUCAUCAUUCGAUCGGUAAGGUGGAGAUCGGCCCGGCUUUGCGGCGACGAGAGGGAGCACUAACGGGGGAUGAUUCCAGCGUAAUGACGAUCGGCCCGAAUUGUUGCGAUGGAAUAUGGGAUCUGGAGUCUUCACGUCGCGGGUGAACUUUGGGGUGACCCGCGUCUCGCCCGAAGGCAUCCGAUUCUGCCUUCCGGCGCGACGCAGAUCCUGCCAAGGGCCGCGUUCGCCCUGAGCGCACUGCACCGGCCCGACAUGCUGCCACUGCCGUUAACGGCGGCGGGGCCACCUUACGUCCCGAUGGAACUGGUCACGAAACCAGCCUCGGUCGCGUCCACCAAUGCCGAAGACGCUGAGGAUGGGGAGAAGAGCACGAACGGCGAAGAUGAAGAUCCUCAGCGCGACGACAACGAAGGUAACAUCGAAAAGGCUGAUCAAAACGAAAAUCAGACUUGUGUGCCAAACGAAAAUAAUGACAACGAAGAUGUCGGUGACGAGAGCGAUACUGGUAGCACGAACAGUUCACAUCAAUCGGCAAACAACAAUCUAUCAAUCGCAAAGCUUCCCGAUCCGAUGUCAUGCCUGGCCCUCGACAAGUCGGAAGGAACGGUGACACCUGUUUUGAACGGUUGGGUACUGGGUGCUUACACAGCGAUGCUGGGUAGACUAUCUGCCGCUACUGCGGCUUUAGAAGCAACGGAAGUUCCCAAUAUUCCUUCCGACAGUGAUUCCGAGAGCGAGCACUCAUCCUACACUGAAAAAUCGAGAGGCAGCAGUCCGAACAUAAACAGCGUUCAUCAUGGCUACUCGUGCGGCUCCUGCGACGUAGUGGCACCUACGAGACCGGCCCUAAGGAAACACAUAGCUGAUUGCCAUCCCGCUCUGUCUGGUACGGAGACCGGGGAAACCAAGAGGUGUCCGAACAUAGGUUGUGACUUCACGUCGACUAGUAGGUGCGAGAUGGAAACCCACGUAGCGGCACAUGUAGCUCAAGGAAUGACGCCUACGGGGAAGAAACGUUCGUUGGCCUUGCAACGCGUCAGGUAUAGGUACGAGAGGGAGGAAUAUCGGUGCUCACUGUGCUCGUACGCAUGCACGAUCGAGAAGGCAUUUCAAAGACAUUUACGAGCGCACGCGAGAGGCUCCGCGCCGGAGACUAGGGUGAGCUGCGCCGUCUGUGGUGCCGACCGAUCAUCCGAGGUAGAUCUCAGCAGACAUAUGCGAAGGCAUCGCGAUGAUCGAUAUUUCUGCUGCGAUAUUUGCAUCUUUCGCACGGUGCAAUUGAAGAAGCUGAUACAGCAUCGUCGCAUGCACACGGGUGAAAAGCCACAUUUGUGCCCGCACUGCGCCUAUCGCAGCGCACGUCGUGACAAUCUACGCAGCCACGUACGACGAGUACACAAAAAGGAGAACCUCUAUUGCGACACCUUCAGUCCACGCGGCAUGCUGAUAACUCCCUCGCUGUUGGCCUCCUCGAGGGACAAUACUGACGUCGAUCUGGUGCAGAGCCCGGCAUCCUCGCCGUCUUCAAAUCCGGACGCGACCAACUAGCGAAAACGCUCUUGAUAAACAAAGAAAAGGAGCAACGGCCCUGAGAGACCUGCGGAAACAGAAAUCUGGGACUCGCCUGUCCUUUAUACGUCCUCGUUUUGUCAAUACUGCGAUCUAGAUAUAUUAGAAUUUACAGGGAGACUUGUACACAAGUGCUGAACUUGGCAGACAAACGAAGGAGAAUUGCAAUCAAGUGAAAAUUAAAUCUAAUUUUAAGAAAAAUUGAGAAUUAUUCAUAAUUUCAUGAAAAAAGCAAUU
Messenger RNA from Acromyrmex echinatior (Panamanian leafcutter ant), 2647 nucleotides. RefSeq lists its product as uncharacterized. NCBI's taxonomy places the organism in Eukaryota, Metazoa, Arthropoda, Insecta, Hymenoptera, Formicidae. Gene Ontology annotation, cellular component: nucleus. The record is from RefSeq and is a predicted model, not a curated record. Gene Ontology annotation, molecular function: DNA-binding transcription factor activity, RNA polymerase II-specific. Gene Ontology annotation, biological process: regulation of transcription by RNA polymerase II.